Miscanthus lutarioriparius is the source of this 549-nucleotide messenger RNA. NCBI's taxonomy places the organism in Eukaryota, Viridiplantae, Streptophyta, Magnoliopsida, Poales, Poaceae. The record is from the annotation of a GenBank genome assembly.
AUGGGGCGCCCGCCGUGCUGCGAUAAGAGCGGGGUGAAGAAGGGGCCUUGGACGCCCGAGGAGGACGAGAAGCUCGUCGCCUACAUCAAGAAGCACGGCCAGGAUUACUGGCGCACCCUCCCCAAGAAUGCAGGGCUCGCACGGUGCGGGAAGAGCUGCCGGCUGCGGUGGACAAACUACAUGAGGCCGGACAUCAAGCGCGGCCGCUUCACCUUCCAGGAGGAGGACACCAUCAUCCAGCUCCACAGCAUCCUCGGCAAAAAGUGGUCAGCAAUCGAGGUGCGGCUGUGCCGCCGCGCCUUGGACUUGGAGCCUCUCGCCAACAACUACGAGCCGGACCCAGACCUCCUCCGGCUCGCCUCCACCCUGCUGCUCUCUGUCCCGGCCGCGCCCGCGAUCGGCGACCAGCAGCAGCUCCUGCCGUGGACCUUGCAGCCGGCCACCAUGGCGCAACAGGUGGUGGCGCUGCCGCCGCCGCCGCCGCAGGCCGAACAGUUCGUGGCGCAGCAUGCGUGCCAAAUGCAGCAACACCAGCCCCAGGACACAUGA